Messenger RNA from Microtus ochrogaster (prairie vole), 1324 nucleotides. RefSeq names its product chromosome 1 C19orf12 homolog (gene C1H19orf12). NCBI's taxonomy places the organism in Eukaryota, Metazoa, Chordata, Mammalia, Rodentia, Cricetidae. The record is from RefSeq and is a predicted model, not a curated record.
UGGCCCCACUGAGCACCCAGACCCGCGGGGACCCGAGGCACGGCGACCCGGAAGGCCGGCGGAGCCGGAAGGAGGGAGGGCGGAGCCAGGGCGGCCGUGGCCUGUGAGCGCCUCGCUGGCGCUGACAGAGCGGAGCCGGCUGCAGGCGGAGGGGUGCUCAGUGUUCCCGCGGUCCCAGACGCCAGCACGGUAAAGGUCUGCCGAGAUGCCCAUCCAGGUAGAUGACAUCAUGAAGCUCCUGUGUUCCAUUUCCCACGAGAGAAAAAUGAAGGCAGCCGUCAAGCACUCUGGGAGGGGUGCCUUGGUUGCGGGGACAGUGGCCUUCGUCGGUGGUUUGGUUGGUGGCCCGCCAGGAAUUGCUUUUGGGGGGGCUGUUGGGGGCCUGUUGGGGGCCUGGAUGACAAGUGGACAGUAUAAGCCCGUUCCUCAGAUCUUAAUGGAGCUGCCCCCUGCCGAACAGCAGAAACUCGUUAACGAAGCCGCGGCUAUCAUCAGGAACUUGGACUGGACAGAUGCUAUACAGCUCACUGCUCUGGUCAUGAGCAACCAGGCCAUGCAGCAGAAGCUCUUGGCCAUGCUAGCCACCUAUGUCACCAAGGAGCUACAGGCCGAGAUCCGCUAUGAUGACUAGGUCACCCUCCCUGGGGGAUGGGCUUGCAUUUGGAUGAUUCCACGACUCCCAGAAGGCAACCUGGGAAUGGGGGGUGCCUGGCAGGUGCGUUGAGAAACCUGCACGCUAUCAGUAUUGACUAUAAGCCGGAGUACAUCCUGUUGGACUGUCCCCUGCUGGAGUACAUCCUGUUGGACUGUCCCCUGCCAGAGUACAUCCUGUUGGACCAUCCUUCGCUGGAGAGGCUUCAGCUGUGCAUGGUAGGCUGUGUGUGCUAUGGGAAGGUCCAGGCUGUUGGCAUCCACAGACACUUUAGCAGUCCUCCUGAUCCUGUGGGUCUAAAAGGAGUUCUCAGGUUGGCUGGCCAACUGUGCCGGGUGCUCCUCUUCUUGUGAAAGUACCUCUAGGUACCUGUGACAGGAUCAGAGGGUCCUGGGGGGUUCAGAGCCAGCUCUUGACAGGAUGUGCUUACUUGUUGAGUGUUCCCCUUCUUUGCCCAGGGACUUCCCAGUGGUCUCACGAUGGCAGUGGUCCCUACUUUGAGUGAAGCCACAAAUGCCAGGCAGUCCCCAGACUCUAUGUCCCAGGCUCUCUUGAGUAACUUUGGUUAAACUUCUAAAGUCUUUUACCUUAUUAUGGAAAAUCAUGGCACUUAUUUAUCUUUUACUUUUUUUUGUUUGUUUGUUUUUUGAGACAGGGUUUCUCUGUAGCUUU